Raphanus sativus (radish) is the source of this 1310-nucleotide messenger RNA. Its product is annotated as glycine-rich cell wall structural protein-like. Bases 77 to 1159 code for a protein of 360 amino acids. The record is from RefSeq and is a predicted model, not a curated record. The transcript has a single exon. NCBI's taxonomy places the organism in Eukaryota, Viridiplantae, Streptophyta, Magnoliopsida, Brassicales, Brassicaceae.
AUAUAGUGCUAGUUCAAGUGAGCUAUAACAAUUGUAUACUGAUCAUUAAACAAGAUACUAGAAAUAUAUCAAAGAUAUGGGGAAAGUAUCUUUUGGGUUUUUGGGUUUGAUGCUUGUAGUCGUGGUGCUUGGGGUUGUGGAAUGUAGGAGAUUUGAGAAGGAGACGUUGGGAGGCGGUGGACUUGGCUUUGGUUUUGGUGGCGGUAAAGGUUUUGGAGGAGGAAUUGGUGGUGGUGGAGGUGCCGGUGGAGGUUUUGGUGGUGGUGUAGGAGGAGGCCAUGGUGGCGGGUUAGGAGGUGGCAUUGGUGGAGGCCACGGUGGAGGUAUUGGUGGUGGUGCUGGAGGUGGUGCCGGUGGAGGAUUAGGUGGUGGCGGAGGGCUUGGAGGAGGCCACGGUGGAGGUAUUGGUGGAGGUGCCGGUUCUGGCGUAGGAGGCGGUUCCGGUGGAGGACUAGGAGGAGGUCACGGUGGAGGUAUUGGCGGUGGUGCUGGUGGAGGACUAGGAGGAGGCCACGGUGGAGGUAUAGGUGGUGGUUCUGGUGGUGGUGCCGGUGGAGGAGCUGGUGGUGGUUUAGGAGGUGGUUCAGGAGGCGGUGCUGGUGGAGGACUAGGAGGAGGCCACGGUGGAGGUAUUGGCGGUGGUGCCGGAGGAGGUGCUGGAGGUGGUGCAGGAGCUGGUGGAGGUAUUGGUGGUGGUGCUGGUGGAGGACUAGGAGGAGGACUAGGAGGAGGACUAGGAGGAGGCCACGGUGGAGGUAUUGGCGGUGGUGCAGGAGGAGGUGCUGGUGGAGGACUAGGAGGAGGCAACGGUGGAGGUAUUGGCGGUGGUGCUGGUGGUGGUCUAGGAGGUGGUGUUGGAGGAGGACACGGUGGAGGUCUCGGGGGUGGUGCAGGUGGUGGUAGCGGUGGAGGAUUAGGCGGUGGUGCUGGAGGAGGUGCCGGAGGAGGAUUCGGAGGAGGUGCCGGUGGAGGAGCUGGCGGAGGAUUCGGUGCUGGUGGAGGAGCUGGCGGAGGAUUCGGUGGUGGUGCAGGUGGGGGUCACGGUGGAGGUUUCGGCGGGGGAUUUGGUGGAGGAUCAGGCGGAGGAUUCGGUGGGGGAGCCGGAGGAGGAUUCGGCGGCGGUGGUGGAGCAGGUGGUGGAUUUGGCGGUGGACUUUAAAUAUUCAUACAACAUCUUUUCUUAGCUUGAACUAAGCUAGGGCUAAUUACUUAUGUGCCAAGUCACAUGAUAAGCAAGUAUAUUAUAUUUUCUUUGUGAUUUAUUAUAUGUAUGAAUCAUACUUACAAAGCUAUACCCUAUUCACAGGUCA